GCACCGGGGCGGGCGUGCAGGCACAGCGGGGACAUCGCCGCCGCUUUCUCUUUUGGUUUUGGUCCAAGCGUUGCACGCGCCAACACGUCCCGCCGGCAACGGCCGCUCUCAGCAGCAGAGGAAGCGGCGGUGGGGGCAGCGCCGGGGGGAGCGGGACCCCGCGGGGGGGAACGUGGUGAGGAUGGAGCACGGAGGGGUCCCCGCGCUGCGGUGGCUGCUGCUGGCGUUGGCGCUGCCGGCGCGGGGCGGUGAGUGCUGCGGCGAUGGGAGAUAAGCGCAGAGGGUUUCGCUGAGCGAUACGCGGACGAUAAGCGAAGGGGAUCACGCAGGGAGCUUUCAUGGCAGCGGGGGGAGGUGUUCCGGGCUGGGCGCACAGCGCAUGGCAGCGGGAUGGGGUUCGGGGGGUGCUGGAGGGCAGAGAAGCGCGGCAUCCCCGGGAGAACAGGGCUUUUCGGGUGGGAAUCACUGCCCCACUGCUGUAGUCCCUGUGCCCCACUGCACAGCGCAGCGCUGCUUGCUGCAUGCGGCCGCCCCGGUGCCAGGGGCCCACAGCCCCGCUGCGCUGCCGGCUGAGCCCUCCCACCCUCCACGCGGCCUCUGAGCCAUCUCUGGCUUCUGUGGGUCAUGUGGAGUCACGGUGGCACCGGGGGAGGCCCUGCAGGGCGCUGGGAGCAGGAGCACCGCCAGCCCCCGGCCCCCUCCCCAUCCCCAUGGCCCCGGGUCAAGCAAGCUCCAUUACCCCGAGCCCCCACGAGCCCAGGUGUGACUCCCUGCCUGCAGGUGCCCCCGAUCCCCCCCCCGGGCUCUCCUGCUUCAGGCGCUGCAGCUCCGGCCCCUUCACCUGCUCCUGGCCACCCCACGGCCCCUCCGGCAGCACCACCUACGUCCUCGUGCUCUGGUGAGUCGGGGGCACUGUGCCCCACCAGGAGCACACAGGGGACACUCGGGGACGUAGGGGACACGGUGCCGCCGCCGUGCACCACGGGUGAGCGCUUUCCCCGCAGCUACGUGAGCCGGCAGCUGUGCCAGCGGCACGAUGCGGGCACCGCCACGGUGCACAUCCUGAAGCAGCACGAUGUCUACAUCCACACCAACGCCACGGCCUGGGUGGAGGGGCGAUGGGGACAGCACCUGGAGCGCAGCCCCAACAUCACGCUGCACCUCGGAGAGGCCGUGAAGCUGGAUCCCCCCCCCGACGGGACGCCCUUCGCUAAGGCCAAUGGGCGCCUGCAGCUGUGGCUGCCGCGGCCGCAGUGUCACCAUGAGGAGCAGCCGCCGCCACGCAGGCAGGCUCGAUUCCGCCGGGUGGGUGACGGCGGCUGGACGCAGGUGACGUGUGAGACAGGGAAGGGUGUGGAUGGAGAGGAUGACCCAGGUCUGUUUCACCCCAUGGGAUGCUGGGGGUCAGGGUGGGGGGACAAACACAGCCUGGGGGGGGGUCUCCUCACCACCGCUGACCCGGUGUGCUGCGAGCUGGGGGGAACCGCUGCCUUUGAGGUGCAGCUCCGGCACAGGACGCAGCACUGGAGCAGCCACUGGAGUGACUGGAGCGCAUCCAUCUUCAUCCCCGAGGAGAUCCUGGAGAGCCCUAAGUUGAACUUCAACCUGGGACAACUCGGGAGAAAUGGGCAGAGGCUGCUGCAGCUGGGCUGGCAGCGCGCCCGAGAGGCACAGGGGGAAGUCACCUACACGCUGCGUGCCCGCAUGCCGGCGUGCGGCUGUGCCGAGGAGGAAGAGGUGGUGCUGGGGCCGGAGGAGACAGAAUACAACCUCACACUCUGCGGGGCCGCGUACGACAUCAUGCUGACAGCCACCAACGCUGCCGGAACCAGCCCUGCGUGGCGGCUGCAUGUGCUGGCGGAGCAGGACACAGAGCUCAGCUUCCAGGACAUCAGCUCGGUGGGCGGCACGGUGACGGCGCGCUGGGAGGCGCUGACCCACGGCUUCACCUUCUGCUCCGAACGGCAGCGGGUGCCAGGAACCCCACAGCCAGGGCACUGCGUGCAGGGGGAGUUCCUCGCGCACAGCUCCCAGGAGCAGACAGGCACGGCAGCUCCCCGAGCCCCGCGCCCUCCCGCUGGCUGCAGCCACGCGGUGACGGUGCUGCUCCCCAUGCAGGGCCGCUGGAAGCGCCGGCGUGUUACUGGCUCGCCGUGCACGGCCGCAGCGUGGAGCAGGACUGGGCCACCUUCGCUCAGCAGCAUCACUUUGUCGGCAACAGUACGUAGGGACCGGGGACAUCACAACCCCCAGUGCGGCACAGAGGGCCGGACGGACCCUCAACGGCCGCUCCCACCCCGUGCAGCCUCUUUGGCCGCCUCUGUCCGCAUCAACGCCAGCGCCGAUGCCGCCGUGCUGCGCUGGGAGCCGUCCCCGCGCGCCGCCUGCCCCGGGGCGCUGCUGGGGUACCACGUGUGCCACGCGGCCGAAGGGGACAACGUGACACGUGAGUGGUGGCAUCACCGCCGGGACAAGAUGGGGGACAGCGGGAGGGGGGCUCUGGGCGCUGCUGCCCGCGCGCUGUCACUUACAGAUGGUGAAGUGAACGCGUCGGCAUCGCACUACGCACUGCGAGACCUGAAACCGGGCACCGCCUACAGGGUGGGCAUCCAGGAGAUGGCAGCGGGUGGCGGGGGCACCUGCAGCGCCCGGUGGCACUUCCAGACCACGGCACCGGGUGUCGGGGCAGCGGUGUGGAGCUCCAACCUGAAGUAUCUGGGCAUCUCACUGGGGCUCCCUGCCGCCGCCCUCAUCUACCAGCUGAGCAAGAAGAGGCUCCACGGGAUGCUCUUCCCUCCCCUGCCCAAGCCUACGGGCAGUGAAGCGCUUCGGUUCUCAGCCAGCGAGAUGAGCCAGGUGAGCUGCAACGUGCACCCUGGGAUGAGCCGUGUGGCCGAGACCUCCCAGCACAGCGUUCCUUCUCCCCAACAGGACAAGCCCUGGAAAAGCUUCGUGGAGCCCUCAGAGCAGCUCAGCCCUGGGGAGCUGCUGGUGAUGGAGCUGAGCUCUGAAAAGGAGGCGGCCACCAGCACACAGCCCCACACACCACAGCUCAGCUCCAAAGAACCAACAGAGCUACUGCAGCCAUGCUGCGAGAUGGAGCUGCCCUUCGCAUACCGGCGGCAGGAGGUGCCAGACCCAGAGCCAGCAGGGUCAGGGGGGGUCCCCACCUGCGGCCCCACAGCUGCAGAGGAGGGGGGUGUGGGCAGCUGGGGGCUGAGCCAGGCGCUGGUGCCUCUUGUGCUGCUCAAACCCAUCACCCCACAGGACCAGGAGGAUGUGGGGCUGCUGCAGGACAAGGUGGUGCCUUAGUGACCCCAGGGAUAGGGGACAAGUGGGUCCCGCAGGCAGCGAGGGGGUGAUGCUGAGGGUCCGGGAGGGCUGAUGCUGAGCAUCCAGGUGGGGUGCUGAGUGCCCUCCCCAAGGCACGGCCCCGUGGGCGCUUUCCUGGGGGGUUUCUGAUUUCCAGGAGCACCUCUGCACUGCACAGGGCUAGGACCCAGCGAGGCCCGAAAUAAUGAGGGCAGGGGGCUGCGGGCUCAGCUCCCCGUGUGGGGGUAGGGAUGUUUCCUUGGACAUAAGGAAUCUGCUUUGGGAGCACAUCAGAGAGUGAACACUGCAUCCCUGUCCCUGUGGGAUGGGGGCACAGCCAGCCCCAGCGCCGAGCACCGAAAUACCAGGGUGUAAAAGUAAAGAAAAACCAAACAGCGGCGCUCCCAUGUUCUCCUUGUCCCACCCGGGUCAGGGGAACCCCGGGAUUUGGUGCCGGGACCCCGAGCAGUGUGGUCGGACACGUGGGGCUGCGGGGGCUGCGGGGCUGCGCUGUGCGCCGUAUCUGGGGCAGAACCCUUCGGCAGCGGUUUGCGGUUCGUCUGCCCCACACCGGGAGCGGAGGCGGGCACCGGUGUGUGCUGAGAGUGCAAAAAUUAACGCUGAGAAAACAGGAACGGGGUUAAGAGGCAGAGGGAGAUGUGGGGAGAGGCGGCGUCGCCCCGCUCCGCUACGCGAGAGAAUUCUCCCCACUUCGGCUCCUGCUCGGAGGACCCCGGGGUGCGGAGGUCACCGCGUUUCGGGGCGCUCCGUCGUGUCCGGCGUCACCGCGUCGGAGCCGGCAGCGGACCACGAGGUGGCACCAGCCCCGCGUUCCCCUCGGGCAGCUGCGCUCCGCCGUCCUCGCGCAAACCGAGCCCAACCGAGCCCCCACCGCCCACGCCCCAACCCCGCGCGGUGACCGGGCAGCGCAUCCCCGCAGCGCAGCGCCGACCCUUCCCCGGCCCUAACGCAGCGCGGCAGCCCCUCUCCUUCCUCUCCAAACACAAAGCGCUGGGGUUGGGGAGGAGGACGGGCGGCCCGCAGCUUCCCGUCCCCCACGGCGCUUCAUUUUAGGGCUUUGGUUGCGAUGGACCCAACUCACAGCGCUCCCCGCCGCUCGCAGGGGAAGUGCUGCGUUACGGGUGCGCAGCGCUCGGGUUGCAGCCCGGCCCCUGUUUAGAGCCCAACUUUUAGGGUCACGGCUCGGGCCGAGCACAUGGCGCGGCACGGGGCCAGGACACGGGCACCGCGGUCCCGACGGUGGCUGUGGCAGGACAGCAAGUCCCCGCCACCGCCUGAAAAACACCCCGGGGGGGGGGGAGGGGGUCCUCACCGUGCCCGCGGGGUCACCAUCCCAUCGCGUCCCUUUGGGGACAGCCCCGUCCCCAGCGGCACGGCAACCCCGUGAGCCCACAGAGCCCGCAGGCACAGCGCUGGGGAAAAUUAAUGAAGCCUCGUGUGAUGCCAAUUAGCACGAAUGAGCGGCUCAGGGUUCCCUAAUGAGUUUAAAUGGCACAAAACUAUUUUCCAAAGGAGUUUCCGGGAGCGGCCGUGACCUGAGGACGGCCACGGGAACGCGACAGGGACGGGGUCGGCUGCAAGGACACGGCAUUGGCCACCCCGACCCGGACACACUGCGGAGCAUCGGCCACGUGCGGGCUGAGAACGAGCAGCUCAUCACACGGGAGCGUGGGGCUCCUCCCGGGUGGAUGAGGAGCAAAAAUCAUCCCUCAGGAAUGGGGAAAACCCCAUAGGAACGGGGAAAAAGCGCAGCCCGACGAAUCAGCCCCAAGGGCGCCCCAAAGCCGCGACCGUCCCCCGCGCUGGGGCGGAGAUUUUCCUUCUCGGAACGGAGCCGAGGACCCCGCGGCCCCGUACACCGAGUGCCCAGCCACCCCGACCCGCGCUAAUUCCGGCCCCGCCGCCGUUAUUUUUGGAGGAGGUCACCCGACGCGGCGCGGCCGUACCUCGCUGCGCUAUUCCUGGUCCCGGCCGUGGGAGCCCCGCACAUCCCCGCUCCCAGCGCUGCCCCAGAGCGGAGCCCCGCCCGCACUCGCGGGGGCUGCUUUUCCCAUCCCCCCCUCCCCCAUCCCCGGGUCAUUGCAGCCCCCACUACGGCACCGAGCUGACGGACGGGGCAAACCUUGCAGCUCCGGAACUGCACCCCCCCGCUAAAAAAAAACCCUCGUGGGGUCCCCCCACCCCAAAACUCCCCCAGGCGAUGCCGUGCACAGCCCGGGCUGCAGCUGGGAGGGGAAGCGGCCGCGCGCUGUGGUUUUGCAGCUCCGGGUUUUUCUGCGCUGCAUUUCGCAACCGCCGCCGCGCGACGACAGCAGCAGCGGCUCCGCUCUUUGCACACACACACACACACACACACACACACA
Molecule: messenger RNA, 5696 nt
Organism: Numida meleagris (helmeted guineafowl)
Lineage: Eukaryota; Metazoa; Chordata; Aves; Galliformes; Numididae
Gene: IL12RB1
Product: interleukin 12 receptor subunit beta 1
Exons: 8
Coding region: 625-3312 (895 amino acids)
Molecular function (GO): protein binding
Source: RefSeq, a predicted model, not a curated record